UUCAGCUCCGAUCUACUCUCAUUAUUUUCUCUGCCGGGAAAAUUCUCUCAUUUCCAUUUUCCCGAGAAAAUAAAAAAGACAAGAAGAAAUGUUGUCGAUUCGUUCCAUUCUGCGUCCGCAACUGAGAUCUUCUUCUUCGUUUCUCCAUUUCUCAUCCUCCUCCGCCGCUGCAAUUCAGGCCGAGAGGACCGUCAAAGACGGCCCGAGAAACGACUGGACUCGCGACGAGAUCAAGGCCGUCUACGACUCCCCCAUUCUCGAUCUUCUCUUCCAUGGAGCUCAAGUACACAGACAUGCUCAUAAUUUCAGGGAAGUGCAGCAAUGCACUCUCCUCUCUAUCAAGACGGGUGGAUGUAGUGAGGAUUGUUCAUAUUGUCCUCAGUCAUCCAGGUAUGAUACAGGACUAAAAGCCCAAAAGCUUAUGAACAAGGAUGCUGUUUUGGGGGCAGCAAAAAAGGCAAAAGAGGCGGGUAGCACGCGCUUUUGUAUGGGUGCGGCGUGGAGAGAGACAGUGGGAAGAAAAACUAAUUUCAACCAGAUCCUUGAAUAUGUUAAAGAAAUAAGGGGUAUGGGGAUGGAGGUAUGCUGCACUUUGGGCAUGAUAGAGAAGCACCAAGCUGUAGAACUCAAGAAAGCAGGCCUCACAGCUUACAACCACAAUCUUGAUACAUCCAGGGAAUAUUACCCGAACAUCAUUACAACAAGGACUUAUGAUGACCGCUUGCAAACGCUUCAAUAUGUCCGGGAUGCAGGGAUUAACGUCUGUUCAGGUGGAAUAAUUGGCCUUGGAGAAGCAGAGGAGGAUCGAGUUGGUUUGUUGCAUACUUUGGCAACAUUGCCCACUCACCCUGAGAGCGUUCCCAUCAAUGCAUUGAUUGCGGUGAAAGGCACACCUCUCCAAGAUCAAAAGCCAGUUGAAAUAUGGGAGAUGAUUCGGAUGAUUUCUACGGCUCGUAUUGUCAUGCCAAAAGCCAUGGUGAGGUUAUCAGCCGGUAGAGUUCGGUUCUCCAUGCCCGAGCAGGCACUGUGUUUUCUUGCUGGGGCAAAUUCUAUUUUCACGGGUGAGAAGUUGUUGACUACCCCCAACAACGAUUUUGAUGCUGAUCAACUCAUGUUCAAGCUGCUGGGACUGACCCCAAAAUCUCCUAGUUUCCCCCAAGAGUCGUCAACAGUUGAAGAGUCUGAGGCUUGUCAAGAAGCCGCUUCCGGUGCUGCUUGAGUUUACGUGUUGAUUUUAGGACUAUAUUAUCAAUCGGUAGCCUUAGAUUUCAGUUUGCUCUAUUACAUUUACCUAGAUAUUCAGAAACUGAAAAUUGGACUUUUGAUCA
Molecule: messenger RNA, 1328 nt
Organism: Morus notabilis
Lineage: Eukaryota; Viridiplantae; Streptophyta; Magnoliopsida; Rosales; Moraceae
Product: biotin synthase, mitochondrial
Exons: 6
Coding region: 89-1219 (376 amino acids)
Biological process (GO): biotin biosynthetic process
Cellular component (GO): mitochondrion
Molecular function (GO): 2 iron, 2 sulfur cluster binding; biotin synthase activity
Source: RefSeq, a predicted model, not a curated record